Nomascus leucogenys (northern white-cheeked gibbon) is the source of this 544-nucleotide messenger RNA. RefSeq names its product NADH dehydrogenase [ubiquinone] 1 alpha subcomplex assembly factor 8 (gene NDUFAF8). NCBI's taxonomy places the organism in Eukaryota, Metazoa, Chordata, Mammalia, Primates, Hylobatidae. The record is from RefSeq and is a predicted model, not a curated record. Gene Ontology annotation, biological process: mitochondrial respiratory chain complex I assembly. Gene Ontology annotation, cellular component: mitochondrion.
GGAAGAGGACGGACCUAAGAUGGCGGCCUCCAGGGGCGCUGGGAAUAGCCGCUCAUGUCGGCUAACGGAGCGGUGUGGGGCCGCGUGCGAAGCCGCCUCCGCGCCUUCCCCGAGCGGCUGGCCGCCUGCGGGGCCGAGGCCGCGGCGUACGGCAGGUGCGUGCAGGCCUCCACGGCCCCGGGCGGCCGCCUGAGUAAGGACCUCUGCGCGCGGGAGUUCGAGGCCCUAAGGAGCUGCUUCGCCGCCGCGGCCAAGAAGACGCUGGAGGGAGGCUGUUAGGAGGGACUCUGAGCUUCACACCUGUCUGCUGCCGUGGGUGCAGAGCCCUAGUCCUGAUGGGCCCUGGUGGCACACAUUGAAUGCCGAGGGCAGAAAGGAAGUGGGAAUGGCGAAGAUGUAACGUUCCUUGGUGUUAGAUCCUGUUUCUUCCUAACAAGUUGAGGCGUGGGUAGAGCAGGAAUUGGUUUUCCAGCAUUGUGUCUGUAAACCUGAGUUAGAAUAAGAUGUAACGGAAGCCACGAUAAAGACUCCGUCAAAUCCUGCA